This is a messenger RNA of Chrysochloris asiatica (Cape golden mole), 2149 nucleotides long. RefSeq names its product peptidylprolyl isomerase domain and WD repeat containing 1 (gene PPWD1). Bases 73 to 2007 code for a protein of 644 amino acids. NCBI's taxonomy places the organism in Eukaryota, Metazoa, Chordata, Mammalia, Afrosoricida, Chrysochloridae. The transcript has 11 exons. Gene Ontology annotation, biological process: protein peptidyl-prolyl isomerization. Gene Ontology annotation, molecular function: protein binding; peptidyl-prolyl cis-trans isomerase activity. The record is from RefSeq and is a predicted model, not a curated record.
AAGACUGCGCCGCUGGUUUGAGAUUGGUAGUUGAGCGGAGAGCGUCGCUCAUUUCCUGACGCCUCGGGCAGCAUGGCGGCGGAAGGUGGUGGUGAUUUACACCUGAAAAGGAGAAGGCGCCGGGAGCAGGAGGAUCCGGAAAAAACGGAACCCAGCGGACAGGAGUUGGCAGCGUCGGUGGCCCAAGAAAAUGAUGAGGAGAAUGAAGAGCGCUGGGUUGGGCCUUUACCUGUGGAGGCAACUCUGGCCAAGAAAAGGAAAGUUCUAGAGUUUGAAAGAGUCUAUCUUGACAAUCUCCCCAGUGCAUCCAUGUAUGAGCGCAGUUAUAUGCAUAGAGAUGUUAUUACCCACGUAGUGUGCACCAAGACAGAUUUUAUUAUUACUGCCAGUCAUGAUGGACAUGUUAAGUUUUGGAAAAAAAUAGAAGAGGGAAUUGAAUUUGUUAAACAUUUUCGUAGCCAUCUGGGAGUUAUUGAGAGUAUUGCAGUUAGCUCUGAGGGGGCCUUGCUCUGUUCGGUGGGUGAUGAUAAAGCAAUGAAGGUGUUUGACGUAGUGAACUUUGACAUGAUCAAUAUGCUGAAACUUGGCUAUUUUCCUGGACAAUGUGAGUGGAUCUAUUGCCCAGGGGAUGCCAUCUCUUCAGUUGCUGCUUCUGAGAAGAGUACAGGGAAAAUUUUUGUUUAUGAUGGUCGAGGAGAUAAUCAGCCACUUCAUGUUUUUGAUAAACUCCAUACAUCACCUCUUACUCAGAUACGGCUAAACCCAGUUUACAAAGCUAUAGUGUCUUCUGACAAAUCUGGAAUGAUUGAAUACUGGACUGGACCUCCUCAUGAAUAUAAAUUCCCCAAAAAUGUGAACUGGGAAUAUAAAACUGACACAGAUUUAUAUGAAUUUGCAAAGUGUAAAGCUUAUCCAACCAGCAUAUGUUUUUCACCUGAUGGGAAGAAAAUAGCCACUAUUGGUUCUGAUAGAAAAGUUAGAAUUUUCAGAUUUUUAACUGGAAAACUCAUGAGAGUCUUUGAUGAAUCACUAAGUAUGUUUACUGAACUGCAGCAGACAAGGCAGCAGCUACCAGACAUGGAAUUUGGCCGACGAAUGGCUGUAGAACGCGAAUUGGAGAAGUUGGAUGCAGUAAGAUUAAUUAAUAUAGUUUUUGAUGAAACUGGACAUUUUGUGCUGUAUGGAACAAUGCUAGGCAUUAAAGUCAUAAAUGUAGAAACAAACCGGUGUGUGCGGAUCUUAGGCAAGCAAGAAAACAUUAGAGUGAUGCAGUUGGCUCUGUUCCAGGGAAUAGCUAAAAAACAUCGUGCGGCCACUACUAUCGAGAUGAAAGCUUCUGAAAACCCUGUUCUUCAGAAUAUUCAGGCUGACCCAACAAUAGUCUGUACAUCUUUCAAAAAGAAUAGGUUUUAUAUGUUUACCAAACGAGAACCAGAAGAUACAAAAAGUGCAGAUUCUGACCGAGAUGUUUUUAAUGAAAAACCUUCUAAAGAAGAAGUCAUGGCAGCUACUCAAGCUGAAGGACCUAAGCGAGUUUCAGAUAGUGCCAUUAUCCACACAAGCAUGGGAGACAUUCACAUCAAACUCUUCCCAGUUGAGUGCCCCAAGACAGUGGAAAACUUCUGUGUUCAUAGCAGAAAUGGUUAUUAUAAUGGGCAUACAUUUCACCGUAUAAUUAAGGGCUUCAUGAUACAGACUGGAGAUCCAACAGGAACAGGUAUGGGAGGAGAAAGCAUAUGGGGAGGAGAGUUUGAAGAUGAAUUUCAUUCAACAUUACGACAUGACAGACCAUAUACACUAAGCAUGGCCAAUGCUGGAUCAAAUAGUAAUGGAUCCCAGUUUUUCAUAACAGUAGUACCAACACCUUGGCUUGAUAAUAAGCACACAGUAUUUGGACGAGUGAUUAAAGGAAUGGAAGUUGUGCAGAGGAUCUCCAACGUCAAAGUCAAUCCCAAAACAGAUAAACCCUAUGAGGAUGUCAGCAUCAUAAAUAUUACCAUCAAGUAAACCAGGCUUCAUUGUUUUAUAAGUUAAAAUAUAUUAAACAUAAGAUUAUUUUACAUUAAGAAGCUCUGACUUACUAAACAUACAAAUUGUAUUUAAAUAUCUAAUAUUCUAUUUUUAUAUAUUUCAUUAAAGGCCAUUCUUU